GACUGGACGCGCGCGGCCUCUGCUGCUCCCAGCCCCGCCAGACCCGACGCCCGGGCGGGAGAAGUGCGGGGGCCGACGCACCUCAGAAAGGCGGGGGCAGGAGCAGCUCUCCUUUACCCUAGAGCGGCGACAGAAGCUCUUCGGAGGCUCAGUGGCCAAGGGGACGGACAGAUUUGCGCGGCGGAUUCCUCCUAAGCUACCCGUGUGGAAGAAGUCAAGCGGAGGCUGCAGGCCGGGCCGCGAAGGGGGUGACACCGCUCGUCGUCCCGCCCCUUCCGGUGGCGGCUUGGAGCCACUUCCGGCAGCGGCGGCGUCCGGGCUAGGUCCCGGCGUGAAAGGCCCCGGUCCAGUUCCUAAUUUCUCAUCCAGGGCUUGCCGGCGAGGCCUGGUUUAGGUCUCCAGUAAUCGAGCCGAGGCCGGGCAGGCGCGACCCGGGCUGCGAACGGCAGAGCUGCCUCAGAAGUGGUAAAAUGUGCUGCGAGAAGUGGAGCCGCGUGGCGGAAAUGUUUCUCUUCAUUGAGGAGCGGGAGGAUUCUAAGAUCCUGUGCCUUUGCUCCAGGGCAUUUGUAGAGGAUCGAAAAUUAUACAAUUUGGGAUUAAAAGGCUAUUACAUCAGAGACAGUGACGACAAUUCAGGAGACCAGGCGACAGAAGAGGAGGAAGGUGGUUAUUCUUGUGGUACUGCGGAAUCACGUGACAGCAAAGGCAUAUGCCUAGAUGAAAGUGAGCUUGAUUCUGAGGCUGAACUCAUGAGAAGUAUGGGAUUGCCACUUCAAUUUGGUAGGAUAUCUGCACAUAAGAAUUUUGAGGUAUCUAUGAAUACUAGAAAUAAAGUUAAAAUAAAAAAGAAAAAGAAAAAACAUCAAAAGAAAUACUUAGAUGAAAUUAUGCAAGAAUCUUGGAGAAAAGAAUAUGAAGAAGAACACAUUUUGGCUUCAGAUGAUCCAUCUUCAAUUGAACAGUAUGAGAACACCAGAAUAUGUGAACUUCAAAGCAAAAAAGAUACUGAGACAGAAAAUCUUCCUGUGGAAAAUACAUUAUCUCCAAAGCUAGAAAUUACAGAGAAAUGGGAAAAGUAUUGGAAUGAAUAUGGAGGAGGACUAUUGUGGCAAAGUUGGCAAGAAAAACAUCCGGAUCAAGCACUGUCCUCUGAACCUUGGAACUUUCCUGAUACAAAGGAAGAAUGGGAGCAACAUUAUAGUCAACUUUAUUGGUAUUAUUUGGAACAGUUUCAGUAUUGGGAAGCUCAGGGUUGGACUUUUGAUGCUUUGCAAAGCUGUGAUACAGAUACUUACACAUCUAAAACAGAAGCUGACAACAAGAAAGAUGAAAAAUGCUUGAAAGUUGACUUAGUAUCUUUUCCAUCUUCACCUAUUAUAGUUGAUAAUGACAGCUCUGGUACAAGUGAUAAGGAUUGUAGUGAAAUACUUGAUGGAAUUAGUAACAUAAAACUGAAUUCAGAGGAUGUAAAACAGAGCCAAUUAGAUUCCUCUACAAGUCAUGAUUGUCAUCAACAGCUAAGUGAAGUUAGUAGCAGAAGAGAGUGCCCUGCUUCCGGCCAAAGUGAACCACAUAAUGGAGGAACCAAUGAGGAAAGCAACUCACCAGGGAAUACAAGCACAGACCCACCAGCUCAGGAUUCACAGAAGUCUUCAGGAACAAACACAAGCAAAGACAGACCACAUGCCAGUGGUACUGAUGGAGAUGAAAGUGAGGAAGAUCCACCUGAGCAUAAGCCAAGCAAACUGAAGAGGAGCCAUGAACUGGACAUUGAUGAAAACCCAGCUUCAGACUUUGAUGACAGUGGUUCCCUUCUAGGAUUCAAGUAUGGCUCAGGACAAAAAUAUGGCGGAAUUCCAAAUUUCAGUCAUCGGCAGGUCAGAUAUUUAGAGAAGAAUAUGAAGCAUAAGUCUAAGUACCUGGACAUGCGCAGACAAGUAAAGAUGAAAAACAAACACAUCUUCUUUACCAAAGAAUCAGAAAAACCAUUUUUCAAGAAAAGCAAAACUCUGAGUAAGGUAGAAAAAUUCCUCACAUGGGUUAACAAACCAAUGGAUGGAGAAGCAUCACAAGAAUCGUCUUCUCAUGACAAUGUGCACGACACUUCCACAAGUAGUGAUUCAGAGGAACAAGACAUGUCUGUUAAAAAAGGUGACGACCUCCUGGAGACUAGUAAUCCAGAACCUGAACAUUGUCAGAGCGCAUCUUCAGCUGGUGAACUUGAAACAGAAAACUGUGAAGGAGACAGCUUGGUAGCAACUGUUCCAGACGAGCAAGAUUGUGUUAUUCAAGAAGUACCAGAUUCCUUCCAGGCAGAAACUGAAGCUGAAGUUAAAAAGAAGAAGAACAAGAAGAACAGAAAGGUGAAUGGUCUGCCUCCUGAAAUAGCUGCUGUUCCUGAGCUGGCAAAAUACUGGGCCCAGAGGUACAGGCUCUUCUCCCGUUUUGAUGAUGGCAUUAAGUUGGACAGAGAGGGCUGGUUUUCAGUUACACCCGAGAAGAUUGCUGAACACAUUGCUGGCCGUGUUAGUCAGUCCCUCAAAUGUGAUGUUGUAGUAGACGCAUUCUGUGGGGUUGGAGGAAAUACCAUUCAGUUUGCCUUAACAGGAAUGAGAGUGAUUGCCAUUGAUAUCGAUCCUGUUAAGAUUGCCCUUGCUCGUAAUAAUGCAGAAGUUUAUGGAAUAGCAGAUAAGAUAGAGUUCAUCUGUGGAGAUUUCUUACUGCUGGCUGCUUGUUUAAAGGCUGAUGUUGUGUUCCUCAGCCCGCCUUGGGGAGGGCCAGACUAUGCCACUGCAGAGACCUUUGACAUUAGGACGAUGAUGUCUCCUGAUGGCUUUGAAAUUUUCAGACUUUCCAAGAAGAUCACUAAUAAUAUUGUUUAUUUUCUUCCAAGAAAUGCUGAUAUUGACCAGGUGGCAUCCUUAGCUGGGCCUGGAGGGCAAGUGGAAAUAGAACAGAACUUCCUUAACAAUAAAUUGAAGACAAUCACUGCAUAUUUUGGUGACCUAAUUCGAAGACCAGCCUCUGAAACCUAACUAUGCAGCACUGUGAGAACCAAAGAUCAUGGAGUGGUCAAAACAUUCAGAUGAGACAUUUGGCCUGUCUUCCUUUAUUCGCUGAUAUUUUCUACCCAUGGUCUUAUAUCACUGAAUGAAAUGGAAGCUUACAGGACUCAAAUAUCAGUGAACUAUUUUGAGAUCUUUGAAUAAUUCCUUUAGAGGAAUUAUACAAAAUUAAUAUAUAUGAGUUCUUUGUAAUUUUUUUUUUUUUUUUUUUUUUGAGACAGGAUCUCAUUCUGUCACCCAGGCUGGAGUAUAGUGUCUUGAACACAGCUCACUGCAGGUUCAACCUUCUGAGCUCAAACAAUCCUUCUGCCUCAGUCUCCCCAGUAGCUGGGGCUUUAGGUGGGCACUGCCACACCAGACUAAUUUUUGUAUUUUUUGUAGAGACGAGGUCUCACCAUGUUGGUCAGGCUGGUGUCAAACCGCUGGGCUCAAGUCAGUCCACCCACCUCACCCUCCCCAAGUGCUGGGAUUACAGGCAUGAGCUACUGUGCCCAGCCUUACGGACGUCCUUUUGAAGUAUCUUUUUCACUCAUACAAUAUGAAUACAUUUAUUUAGACUUUUUCUAGAACUUUCCUGUUUUCAUGUCUUUGCUUCAUCUGGAAUUGGCUUCUUGACACCCUUUUAUAAAGUCUGUUUGUAAAAUUUCCAUUGCGACAUCAAUACGAAAUAUAUUUUGUAAUAUAGGAGUUUAUAUUUUUUUUUAUUAAAAUAGCAAUGAAAGCAAAA
Messenger RNA from Piliocolobus tephrosceles (Ugandan red Colobus), 3792 nucleotides. RefSeq names its product trimethylguanosine synthase 1 (gene TGS1). The transcript is spliced from 13 exons. Gene Ontology annotation, biological process: 7-methylguanosine cap hypermethylation. Gene Ontology annotation, cellular component: nucleus. NCBI's taxonomy places the organism in Eukaryota, Metazoa, Chordata, Mammalia, Primates, Cercopithecidae. The record is from RefSeq and is a predicted model, not a curated record. Gene Ontology annotation, molecular function: RNA cap trimethylguanosine synthase activity. Bases 471 to 3035 code for a protein of 854 amino acids.